AUGUUACGAGAGAGCAUAAUCGCUGUCAAUGGAGAGCUUCGCCUUGUCGAGAUUGAAAUCAAGAAGGGCCAGUCUGAGCUGGAGGUCUUGCGUUCAGCCUUAGCUUCCGCUGAGUACAGGAGAGAAGCAGCGGAACAGCGUGAGCUGAUGUUGCAGAAUGAAGUGGAAAGGUUGCGUUCUCUUCGACAAGCCGAACUUGAAAUUAUCCAGCAACAGUUCCACUUUCGCAAGCUGUAUGAAGAGGCUGAGGAUCGGCUAAAAAAACAGCAGGAGGAGUACGACCUGAAGAUGGAGGAGUUGAAAGGUGUCCUUAGCACUGUCGAUGACAGGGCAUCGCAAGCCAAAACCGUGGCUGAAAAUCGAGUACGGCGCAGCCUGCUGAUCACGUACGUUGCAGAUGAGAGUGAGCUGGCGACUCUGAGAAACCAGCUUCAUGACGAAGAGGCCCGACGGAAGUCUUUGGAGAAGUCCCUUUCAAUGGCUGAGUACAAAUGCUCUCUUGCUGAGAAUCAGCUGCAAGAACAGAUGAAAGAAUUCAGGCAAAAGAUGGAGGAACAAAUUCGCGAAGCAGUGCCAAACAGGCAUGCUGAUGCCAUAAAACAGAGAAUGAUGAAGAUGCGGAAGGAGAAUGAUGAACUUCCUUCCGCAGCAGCAGAAGGGCCAGCUGAUCUUGCAGCAGUACCAUCAUCCGCUCUUGUUGUGUCACUUUCCCCAGGAGCUACGACUCGGGACAUCCAGCAAACCCUAGCAAUGCCAUACUCAGGACCAGUCGCGCAGAUCGCGGAAAUGGCAGCUGCAGUUGCACCUUCACCAGAUAGCGCCUUUCCCGUUAGCCAAUCAGCAGCUGACAGCAUGGCAGCAGCGAGCCCCGUGAUUGACGGAGCGCAGCUGCUGGGCGGCGGGAAACGGGAGGUUAUGAUUCGUCAGCUGGAGAACUUGGAGAGGGAGUAUGGAUGGCGUAUGCGUGUGCUGACUCGGUAUGCGCCUGAGCAGUUCGAGACGGAUGCCCUACGUGCAGUGUGGCAGCCUGACGACCGAACAGUAGUGGUGGUGGCAGACGUCACAUCGCCCAACAUCCUCAACUUCUUUGCAGGAGACACCGUCAGGGAGAAGCUUCCACGUCAGUUCUUCAUCGAGCUACAGUCCCGCUUUGGCAACCAGUUUUACGUGGCAGAGCAGGGAGACACACGGGCAGUCCAAGAAGCUGUUGCCACGCUGCAGACCUGCCUCUUAAAGCCCACUGGUUGCAGCAACGUGCCCGGCCUGGUAGACGACCUUUACUUCGUCACUCUCUCCACCGCAAUCCUCAGCGGGAUUGUUUUCGGCUUCGCCGCGCGUCUGGAACCUUCCGGAAAGGUGGAGGCUUCUUGGCAGUGGGUACUGCUUUUCUCUCCGCUGUGGCUGCUGCUGCUGGUGGCUUUUUCGUAUCUGCCCAUUACUGCCCGGACGGAUGACGUGGAGCCGCUGUUGAAGAAUGGGGCAGGUUUUCUUGCCGGGGCAGCUGCGAUAUAUUUGACUCCGAUUUUCGGGCAGUCUCCUGUGGCGAAUUGGGGCAAGGGGAAGGAGGAUGGGACUCGGAGUGGCACUCAGAGCGGUAGGGAUAGUGACUCUGAUGGGUUCUAG
Molecule: messenger RNA, 1623 nt
Organism: Closterium sp. Yama58-4
Lineage: Eukaryota; Viridiplantae; Streptophyta; Zygnematophyceae; Desmidiales; Closteriaceae
Source: the annotation of a GenBank genome assembly